AUGACGAAGACGCUUCGUAGUCCGGAAAUAGCCGAAGUGGAAAGCAAGAUGGAUUCCAAUACGCAAGUUGGUCCUGAUACUGAUUCAAGCUCUGAUGAGCUUAGACGUGCAAGAUUGGCAAGGGGACGUGUCCGUCUUGCGAGAGUAAGAUCUAGUCGUUCCAGGGGACAGGGUGUUCGUGCUGCUCGCCGCGGCAGAAGGCAGAUCACAGUGGACAGAAGAGAUGCGGUUGCGGCAAGAAAUAUUCAGUUGCAGGAACGCAUUCAUAAUAUGCCAGAAGAUAGCCUAAGAGAUCUUAUGUUCCAACUCUGCCAGAGGAACCCAAGUUUGGUUUUUGAUGUCCUGGAGGAGAGCAGCAGGGCCCAGGGAGGUGGACACCAUUCACCUGCUCGUGUGCAAGGACAGCCUGACUGGUGCACCUGUUCUUAUUGCAGGGAGAUGCCAACACAAGUAGAACGCGUCUGUUGUGGACAAACUGAGCAGAAUUGCUUCUCAAGACUCAGAGACUUUGAUAUAGUAGUUCUUGAUGAACUAAUUUUACAUGUUGCCCGGGCAUACAGGCAGGAAAUCUUUGCCAUUCAAGAUGACGAUGACUACAACAGAGCCAAUCGUCAUGCUGGGUACAGACAGUACACUUUGUGGCAGCAUGGGCAUCUAGGAGCUGGGCACCGCAGACCUAUCCCAAGCUGUUGUGUUUGGAAAAUCAGAGACAAGUAUCCAAAUGCUUUUGGACAGUACAGAGGUUAUGUACCCGGCAGACUAGGAUAAAUUCAACAAAUUUAUUGUAACAAUGAUUCAACUUUUGAUGUUAUUUGUUUGUAAUGAUAUAGAGAUAAUAUAAAA
This is a messenger RNA of Saccostrea echinata, 843 nucleotides long. RefSeq names its product P2X purinoceptor 7-like. Lineage: Eukaryota; Metazoa; Mollusca; Bivalvia; Ostreida; Ostreidae. The record is from RefSeq and is a predicted model, not a curated record. Bases 1 to 768 code for a protein of 255 amino acids. The transcript is spliced from 4 exons.